Messenger RNA from Paramuricea clavata, 603 nucleotides. The record is from the annotation of a GenBank genome assembly. Lineage: Eukaryota; Metazoa; Cnidaria; Anthozoa; Malacalcyonacea; Plexauridae.
AUGGAUCCAAACGCAACCAAUCAAACUGUUGACCAGAUCAGUACAGAAAUAAGCGAUCACGAACUCGAUUCAAAUCGUUGCGCGGACAGCGCGGUUCAGGAUCAUGCGACACAAAUUUACCGAAGUAAAAUGGCCAGAAAAACCGCAAAAGCUAACGUCACGCGUAAAAUAAAUGAGAUCGCCGAGUUAGUUAAGGAUGUUAAUAACUUGGAACGUGUUCAGAGCGUAUAUUACGAUUUUGAAGAAUCUUUAAGAAAAUUUACUUUGGCACAUGGAAAUUAUCACGCAAAUUUAACUGAUGAAGAUGACGUACAGGAAUCGGAAGCUUAUUAUAGUGUUGAAGUACGCAGAACAUCUGCAUUUAAAGAUAGGAUAAAAACUUGGCUUGAAAAUAACGAAUUCUGUCAUAAAAACGUAACGGAACAAUUUAAUGAAAUUAGACCUAGCGAUUCCGUGAGUAAUAUUUGCAGUCGCACAGACUGCGGUUCAAAGUCUUCACGCAAGUCAAAAGUUGUACGCUCUGAUAUCGGUUCAAUGAGUUCUCGAGUCUCCAGUAAGGGUUCAGCGUUUAGCGCAAAAGCUGCUGCUGCCGCAAGAAAGGCA